Molecule: messenger RNA, 2192 nt
Organism: Paralichthys olivaceus (Japanese flounder)
Lineage: Eukaryota; Metazoa; Chordata; Actinopteri; Pleuronectiformes; Paralichthyidae
Source: RefSeq, a predicted model, not a curated record
GGAAGAGAAGAAGAGGGCGCCGCUGUGAGUGACAGACGCGAGAAGCAGAAGCUCUGACACGUUUCUUUGUUUUUAAAUCGGAAACAUUUCGGUUUCGGAAUAAAAAUCCACAGAAGCGACAUGUCGGCGAAAACCUUCCGGCGAGUGGACGUGGACGAGUACGACGAGAACAAGUUCGUGGACGAGGAGGACGGAGGAGACAACCAGCUGGGUCCCGACGAGGCGGAGGUGGACUCCCUCAUCAGACAAGGAAACCUCGUGGAGGCUUUACACGCCGUUCUGAAGAACCCACCAAUCAACACCAAGAACCAGAACGUCAAGGAGCGGGCUGAGGGUCUGGUGCUGAAAGUGCUCAGUGCCUUUAAGAGCAGUGACAUUGAGAAGGGGGUGCAGUCUCUCGAUAAGAACGGCGUGGACCUGCUGAUGAAAUACAUAUACAAGGGCUUCGAGAGGCCGUCGGAGAACAGCAGCGCGGUCCUGCUGCAGUGGCACGAGAAGGCUCUGGCAGCCGGAGGAGUGGGCAGCAUCGUGCGGGUUCUAACCGCGAGGAAGACGGUCUAAAAGAGGAACAGGGGAUCGGUUCAAUCCACAUCACUGAUACAAGGGGAGCAUGUCACUGCACGGUUCAUGUUACAUAACAGAUGGUAGAGGAGGCUAAAAUGGAAAAACGGAUUUUUAACUCAAUGUGAUCAAGGCUGAAUAGGAAAACAUAUAAUCUGGGUCACGUUAUGUUAAAAAUGGGUUUUCUGGUUUCUUCCUACCUCCACUCUCAACAUGAGCACAAACUCAGUGAGAACUCCUCCUGACUCCCCCCCACUGACUUCCACCCAAACACACAGAAGAUGUGUUUGGGUGGAAGUCAGCUUCUGCUUCGUUUCACUCAGGAAAACAACAACCUGAUUCUCAGACUGUAAAUCCUCCCACUGCAUCCCACUAUUACACUUCAACGGGGGGGGUGUCUCCUGAAAAGCACAAUCACAGAUGGAGGGCGGUGGAUUCUCCCAUGGGGGGGGGGGGUGUUGUGCUUCUGUGCAUCUCCCUCAUGAAGGGGGGUGGAGUGGAGGAGGGGGAGCUCCGAUGUUAUCCAUCCAACCAACCAUCCUUUCACACUGCCCGCUGCCCUAGUUAAGGAUUAUUACCCACGAUGCAUCUCCACCACCACUCUUUAUUAAUCCCGUUCCUUCCAUCCUGUUAAUGUGUGACGCUCUGCCGCUGUGCGGAGCUGAACGAGGCUCCGCUGCUCACAGGAGCGGUUCUCUGGGCUGUCAGGAAAAUGACAUCACCCUGACAUUUAGUUUAACUUUGAUAUUUAACAGGAAAGAUCAUCCAGGAUUAAAUUGUUUUGAUUUUGUUUCAGUAUUUUUCACUCGACUGAAAUGAAAUACCAGGUUUACAAAAAAAUUGUUUCCCGAUGAAGAUAAUAAUAUGAAUAUUUUGGUGUCUUUACAAACAGAGCGAGUUUCAAUUGAUUUAAAACAGUUUGCAUGAUCCCAUUUCUGACUGAGUAUUUUCUCGAGCAUUUCAUACUCGUCUUUUGUACAUGUUUUGUGUGAUUUUUGUAUCGAAUCUGUUGAAUUUCACGCCAUAGGAUUUUUAUAUGAAAUCCUCCACACACAGUAUUGUCUUCCAGUAGAAAUCAUACUGUUACGACCACAUAUACCUUUAUGUAAUGAGGAAAACAGGAAAGAGUCGUCUGCCAUAUGAGGUGGAUUGUGUCUGUUGCCAAAUGAUUUAUCUUGCUUGAGUUAUUACAUGUUCACAUGAAACACAUGAACCUAGAAACAGUGUGUUACAAUUAAAAAACAUUUGAUUUGAUGUGAAAAUCCUCAUAAUUCAGUUAAACAUGGUGUCGUUUGAUUAAUGAAAGUUAAUCAUGGAUUUCACAGUCGAUGUUACUUUUGGAAAAAAACAAAAAAAACUGUUUUUCACCAGUGGAUAUUCAGACAUGAGUCGUCAUGUCAUCAGUGACGAUGCAGCAAGACAUUAGAGAUGUUUUCUCAUGCAGUAACGGUUAGUUUUACAUGAGAACAGGAAGCAGAACUUCUCCUGCUUCUUGUUUUUCUAGUCAGAGUUGCUCCUCCAGCCGAAGGCAGGACGACGAAGCUCAACACAGCGAUGUACAAACUGCCUUACUUGAAUAUUCCUUUUUUAUGUUUGUGCUUUUUUGACAAUAAAGAAAGUAUGAAUGCUGA